This is a messenger RNA of Archocentrus centrarchus (flier cichlid), 1805 nucleotides long. It is a transcript of the gene mtfr2, whose product is annotated as mitochondrial fission regulator 2. Bases 241 to 1296 code for a protein of 351 amino acids. Gene Ontology annotation, biological process: aerobic respiration; mitochondrial fission. The transcript has 8 exons. The record is from RefSeq and is a predicted model, not a curated record. Lineage: Eukaryota; Metazoa; Chordata; Actinopteri; Cichliformes; Cichlidae. Gene Ontology annotation, cellular component: mitochondrion.
CUUCAGACUCCAGCCUGAACGCGUGAGCGAAAAGGGAAGCUGCAAGUUUUCAGUGGAUAUUUUCAGUUUACAGUAUCAUCUGGGAACAUGAUUUGGGAGAAAUGCAGCUACUCAUUCACGUUUUAACGGUUUAAAGCAUGUGACUUAGUUGCAUCCUUUCUGUGUUGGCUUCUCACCAAGACACUCAGCAGAAAGAGGAGCUUUGCAGUCAUCAGCUGGUGCAGGGAAAAAGUCCUUCCAAUGUCGGUACUAGUAGAUGAUCUUUAUUAUGUGCUGCGCAUCGUCCUGGAGUACUUUGGAGUUCCUCCAGACAUGCUGAUUCCGGUGUGGAACAGUCCGCUGUGCGGUCAGUAUCGCAGCAUUGUGCGGAUGAUUGGAACAAAUCUCCCACUGACACCUUCGCCACGAGUCCACUUUCAGGUCCCUCUGCUCAGCUAUAGGCACCGUGACUAUGUCGAGCCCACUGUGGACACACCAGCCAUCCCUUCAUUUGCUGAUGUCAUGUGGGUGUUUGAGGAUGAGGGUGAGAGCUCUGCUAAAACAAGGAACCAUCUACCUCAAAUGAAGCGAAGAACUGUAAAUCAAGAUGUGAUGAGAUACCCAGAACCAGCAUUCAGUCAAGCCCAGAGAGGAGGGCAACCUGUAAGGCAGACUUCUGAUCCAGAAGCUCUGAAGAAGAUCACGGCGCUGGAGAGUGAGCUGCUGAAACUGCGAACUCAGAUUGCCUUGAUAGUUACUACUGCACCAGCGUCAGGUCUGAUUAAAUCCCCUGAUACCCCUGCUUCACCUGGGAUUUCCCUUUCCCAUCCACUUCCAGCUCUCACCUCCACACCUCGCCCCAUGGCUCCUCCACCACCACCGCCUCCGCCCCCUCCUCCUCCCUGCCCUAGCAGCUUCAAUGGGAAUUCAUCUGUGUCAGAGAACAAGAAAGAUGGGAAAGACCUUGAUAAGGAUUCACUGAGGACUAAGAACUCAGGCCCCAGCAGGAAUUCAGAAAAUAAAGGGAUGCCCUCCAUGCUGGAUGUUCUAAAAGACUUAAAUCAAGUUAAAUUGCGCUCAGUGAACAGAUCUCCAGGGGGCACACCAGUUAAUAGGAGGCGCAGUAAAGGAGGGGCAGCUUUGCUUAAUGACCCAGCAGCUCUUAUUGCUGAAGCACUGAAGAAAAAGUUCACCCAUCUCCGCCACAACACUUCCUCUGACAAAGAGAACUCUUAUGAAUGCUCACCUUUUGGCAGUCCAGAAUCACCUAAGGUUCCUCACCGACCUCGACGCAGUGUCGGACGCCGCCACCUCUGACGUCAUUAAAUAGUGGCUUUUGGCAGAAAGGGGUCAAGCAUGCAAUCAGCAUCAACAGCUCCCACAGACGUGCCUCACAGCCGAUUACUACUGCAGCUACUGACUUGUCUUUUUGCUUGUCCCUACUUUCUUACGGUGCUUGUCUUAUUGUGGACUACAAUCUGCUUGUUUCUGUCUCUGCUGGGAUUUUAAAUGUAUUUUCUUGGUUUUUAAGCUGCUGUAAACAAGGAUUUUGGUACACAAAUAUCGUUUUUGUCAUUGGAAUUUUACUAUUUUAACUGUUCUUAGCAAUAUGUUUGUGCAAACCUCCUUUUAAAGCAAAUAAUGUAACACAUUUCAGCAGGUAUGCAGUGCAACUUGUAGCUGACUGCAUUGAUGUUUCACUUUAUGAGCCCUUCGUUCUUACCUCAGCCAAGUGAAAUGAAUAAGAGUGGAUUCAGAGAUUGAUAUAGCUCUCUUCUAUGCAACUGUUUAGGGUAAUAUUUCUAUUUUAUUAAAGAAUUCGAGUG